AGCAAUGAAAUUACGUUGCCUUGCUUUCGCGUUAUUACCGCUCACUUUAUCGAUUACUUCGCUUGUCCUUUGUGAGAAAACGACGCAGCAACAUUUCGAAGAGGGCGAUGAACAUUUUAUGAAAGGAAAUUACGAUGAAGCCUUGAAAAGCUUCGAUGCUGCGAUUAGUCAAGACCCUACAAAUUAUCUGUACAUUUUCAAACGCGCAGCGACAUAUAUGCAGUUGAAGCAAAGUUCCGCUGCCGUCCAGGAUUUUACGAAAAUACUGAAGCUGAACCCAGACUUCGAGCCGGCAUUGUUACAACGCGCAAAAUACUUCUUGAAGGAAGGUUCUCUGAAUGAAGCCAAAGUAGAUUUACAGAAGAUAUUAGAUAAGAAGGAAAACGUUGAGGCUAGCAACUCGCUUAAAUCGAUUACCGUGGCGGAGAAUUUGAUAGAGGAAGCUGAUGAUGCUUUAAAGACAAAUAAUUAUGAAGCUUGUAUAGAAAAAAUUUCUAAAGCAAUAAAAAUUUCAUCAAAAUCUCCGCGCUUAAGACUAACGAGGGCCCAGUGUCAUUUAGAAAAGGGCGAGGUUGAUGAAGCCGUACGAGAUUUAACCGCUGCUUCGCAGCUUAAACCUGAUGAUUCAAAUCUAUUGAUCCGUCUUUGUCGUCUCAACUACUUUUCACUUUACAACAUCGAACAAGCACGUAAUAAUAUUAAGCAAUGUUUGCGGUAUGACCCAGAACUGAAAUCGUGUAAAAGUCUUCAUAGACUGAUUAAAAAGUUUGAGAAAGAAGUUGAGACAGUUAGCAAUGGCAUAGAAGGAAAAAGAUGGCAAGCAUCAAUCAACAAGUUAAUGGGACUUGGUUCUAGUAAAGGACAAGGUCUCAUAGCUGAAGUCGAAAAUGAGUUCAAAAAUACGAAAGAGGGACUUCAAAAAAAAGAAUUAAUAAUAAAAUUGUAUAGUUGGACAUGUAAAGCGUAUCAAGAGUUGAAGAACAGCAAAAAAGCAUUGGAGUGGUGUAGUAACACUUUGGAAUUGGAUGAAAAUAAUGUAGAAGCAUUGAUCAAUCGAGCUGAAGCAUACAUAAGUACUGAAGAUUACGAAGCGGCACUAAAAGAUUAUACCAAGGCUUUCGACUUAACGCAGGGUAAUGAUAAUCGGGUAGUACAAGGUCGAAAGCAUGCGGAUAAAUUAUUGAGACAAUCUAAGAAGAAAGACUACUAUAAAAUAUUAGGUGUUCCCAGGACAGCUAAUAAAAAGGAGAUCAAACGAGCAUACAGGAAAUUGGCUCAGGAAUGGCAUCCAGAUAAAUAUAAAGGCGAUCUAACACCGGAACAAGUAGAUUCAAAAAUGAGCGCAAUUAACGAAGCAUAUGAAGUGUUGAAUGACGAUGGCAAGUUUGAUAAUGGUGAGGAUCCGAAUGAUCCUAAUGGUGGAAGCCAACCAUUCUUUUAUUCUGACAAUGCCUUCAUGAGGUUUGCCAGUGGUGGUUUUCAAUUUGGAGAAGGGUUUCCCUUUGGUGAAAGCAAUGGUGAAGGACAAUAUCAAUUCCGAUUCAACUUCUAA
Acaulospora morrowiae is the source of this 1552-nucleotide messenger RNA. The record is from the annotation of a GenBank genome assembly. NCBI's taxonomy places the organism in Eukaryota, Fungi, Glomeromycota, Glomeromycetes, Diversisporales, Acaulosporaceae.